GGCGGGGUUACUUCUACGAAACUAAAAGGCUCCCCGUGAGCCUUAUAGUUUCUAGAAAUAGGGAGGCAUCAUUGCUCUAUUCUCAGAAAAGUGUUGUACUCACUCGAUUGAUCUGUAAUGUACAAAUCAUGUUAAUAUUAACAUCAAGUGUUGUUAUAUUCCAUGUAGGUGCUGGGUAAGUGUCUAGAUGAGCCAGAACACUAUUGUGAACAUUACACCUACUCAGCAGCUGUAGUUAUGGAUGGGAUCUGCUUUCUGGCAGCAAAUGAUAAUAACAAAGUGAACCUAGUCAAGAAUGACAUUGUGCCAAGACUGAUAACUAUGAUGACAACAGAAAACCUUGCUGAGAAACGGAGUGCAUCUCGAGCUGUUUGGAAGCUAGCAUUUCAUCCAGAUAAUAAGGAAAACUUCAAGAAUAACAAAAAGCUUAUUGAAGUUUUGACAAAUCUUUCCAACGUGGAAACAGAUGCAGCGACACUCAACGCCUGCAAGACAGUCCUGUGGAUGCUCGAUGAAGAUAAUGGUGUCCAGAAGCCUAGAGCAAAGACUGCCAAGAACAGAGACAAGGAUAAAUCAGAAGCUAAUGAGCUUGGAAAGGAGACAGUUUUAGAUAUUGAAUCUCUGAAUGGCGAUGAGUUUGACGUCAAUUCACCCGCUAAGCAUGUGAUGAUCAGCUAUCAAUGGGGUGUACAGACUCAAAUGAUUCGACUCAAACAACACUUGAAGAAAGCUGGGUUUAAUGUCUGGAUGGAUGUGGACAACAUGGGUGGUUCGACUUUAGAGUCAAUGGCAGCUGCAGUUGAACAAUCAGCCGUUGUUCUCAUUUGCUUUACAGAGAAGUACAAAAACAGUCCAAGUUGUCGAACAGAGGCUGAGUACACCUACAAGCUACAGAAACCUUUUAUCCCAUUGCGUCUACAAGAAGACUAUGAUCCUGAUGGCUGGCUUGGUAUUAUGAUCGGAACCAAACUAUGGGUGGAUUUCAGUAUAUCAGAGACUUUGGACGAGAGUCGCAAGAAGUUAAAGCAACUACUUGGAGACAGAGGACGUAUAUGCGAAGAGAAUCAACCUGAUAAUGAUUGCAGCUUGAAUAACCCUGGAGCUCCCGAAUCUGAAGUGAAAAGGUCCAACAAUUUCCAUAGAGCAAGUGUGUCCAUAAAACAACCCAAACCACCUGCAGAUGCUAGGGAAGUAGCCUCAUGGAGUACUUGCCAGGUCAGCUCUUGGCUAGCAGCUCAUGGUCUGAGCGAGUUAAAGAACCGAUUCGAAGGCUACAACGGGCAGAGACUACUAGGCCUCAAGACAAUCGCAACAGAUGCACCAGACUUUUUCUUCACAGAGAUUAAAAAAGACUUUGGAUUCAAGAGCCUCUUGGAUAUCUUGAAAUUCAAGCAAGCUUUGGAUGAGAUUAUUUGAAUGUUUGAUUUGAAGAUCAGUAAUAUUUAUUUAGACUCACAGUGUUGUGUGAUCCUACUUUGAUACACCCACAAAACCAACCAUAGAACAUCUGAAUGAAUACAUGUAUAUAGUUUCUUUGUUCAGCUGUUAAGGCAAAGAAACCAAAUCGUGUACUUAUUUUACAAGGUAUUUUAAGAAACUACUAGUCAGAACCUUGAGAUUUAUAAAUAGAUUUGCUAAGCAAAUGUCAGUUGGGAAUUAAGCAACUGACAUACUCAUCACUAGACUUGUGGACAAGCCUUAAAGGUCCC
Asterias rubens (European starfish) is the source of this 1709-nucleotide messenger RNA. RefSeq lists its product as uncharacterized. The transcript is spliced from 7 exons. Gene Ontology annotation, biological process: signal transduction. Lineage: Eukaryota; Metazoa; Echinodermata; Asteroidea; Forcipulatida; Asteriidae. Bases 238 to 1416 code for a protein of 392 amino acids. The record is from RefSeq and is a predicted model, not a curated record.